CGAUCAUCCUUCCUCAUCCAUCAUUCUCAUUAGUAGAGCGCAUCAUUUAAGCCAAGCAAGCUGUGGUCAAUACAAAUCCACCAUGAAGACCUUUCUCAUCCUUGCCCUCCUUGCUAUCGUGGCGACCACCGCCACAACUGCAGUUAGAGUUCCAGUGCCACAAUUGCAGCCACAAAAUCCAUCUCAGCAACAGCCACAAGAGCAAGUUCCAUUGGUACAACAACAACAAUUUCUAGGGCAGCAACAACCAUUUCCACCACAACAACCAUAUCCACAGCCGCAACCAUUUCCAUCACAACAACCAUAUCUGCAGCUGCAACCAUUUCCGCAGCCGCAACUACCAUAUUCACAGCCACAACCAUUUCGACCACAACAACCAUAUCCACAACCGCAACCACAGUAUUCGGAACCACAACAACCAAUUUCACAGCAGCAGCAGCAACAGCAACAACAACAACAACAACAACAACAACAACAACAACAACAACAACAACAACAACAACAACAAAUCCUUCAACAAAUUUUGCAACAACAACUGAUUCCAUGCAUGGAUGUUGUAUUGCAGCAACAUAACAUAGUGCAUGGAAGAUCACAAGUUUUGCAACAAAGUACUUACCAGCUGCUGCAAGAAUUGUGUUGUCAGCACCUAUGGCAGAUCCCUGAGCAGUCGCAGUGCCAGGCCAUCCACAAUGUUGUUCAUGCUAUUAUUCUGCAUCAACAACAAAAACAACAACAACAACCAUCGAGCCAGGUCUCCUUCCAACAGCCUCUGCAACAAUAUCCAUUAGGCCAGGGCUCCUUCCGGCCAUCUCAGCAAAACCCACAGGCCCAGGGCUCUGUCCAGCCUCAACAACUGCCCCAGUUCGAGGAAAUAAGGAACCUAGCGCUACAGACGCUACCUGCAAUGUGCAAUGUCUACAUCCCUCCAUAUUGCACCAUCGCGCCAUUUGGCAUCUUCGGUACUAACUGAGAAGAAAAUAACUCUAGUACUAGAUAUAUGAAACACCGUUUUCUCAGUCCAUGGUUUGGUCGUUGUAGCGGUGAAAAAAUAAUGUGACAUGCACUAUCAUGUAAGAACCCGAACUAUACUAGUUCAAACUUGGGAAUAAAAGACAAACACAGGUCUUGUCUACA
This is a messenger RNA of Triticum dicoccoides, 1134 nucleotides long. RefSeq names its product alpha/beta-gliadin-like. The coding region runs from base 83 to 970 and encodes 295 amino acids. NCBI's taxonomy places the organism in Eukaryota, Viridiplantae, Streptophyta, Magnoliopsida, Poales, Poaceae. Gene Ontology annotation, molecular function: nutrient reservoir activity. The record is from RefSeq and is a predicted model, not a curated record. The transcript has a single exon.